Enterobius vermicularis (human pinworm) is the source of this 450-nucleotide messenger RNA. The record is from the annotation of a GenBank genome assembly. NCBI's taxonomy places the organism in Eukaryota, Metazoa, Nematoda, Chromadorea, Rhabditida, Oxyuridae.
AUGAUGACCGAGUUGUGCGUACAGAGUGUUGUACAAAGUAAAGAAGCAGUCAGUGUACGUCGACAGUGUUUCUUCGUUUUGGCCCUUUCAAUAAAAGGACAAAAAACAGAAGAACAUUGUCAUUAUGUAGUGGUUAAUGAUAGCGGUGAUUAUGGAGAUGGUGAUUUUAAUGGUAGCGUAUUGACGACGACGACAACGACGACGACGCAUAUCCUCGUGCUACAUCCAUCCAUUCGUCCAUCUAUUCAUCCAUCCAUCCAUCCAUCUAUCUAUCUAUCUAUCUAUCUAUCUAUCAGUCAGUCUGCUCCUUCAUCUAUCCAUUCGUGUACUUAUCAGUCUAUCGUCUAUUUGUUUGUAAGCUUUUAUUUUAUUCAAUGCUGUUUUUUUUUUUUUACAAUCUUUAUGUUCACAUCAAUCUAUGUCUGCAUAAUGUUCCUAUGUGAAGAUGUG